Rhizopus microsporus ATCC 52813 is the source of this 639-nucleotide messenger RNA. RefSeq lists its product as uncharacterized. The record is from RefSeq and is a predicted model, not a curated record. The transcript has 3 exons. The coding region runs from base 125 to 460 and encodes 111 amino acids. Lineage: Eukaryota; Fungi; Mucoromycota; Mucoromycetes; Mucorales; Rhizopodaceae.
GCAGCAGCAACAACAACAACAACAGCAAGCCUCAUCAAACAAUAACACAUCCAUCUUUCAGGAUCCCUUUGUUACAUUGACAACUGCGAAUACAUUGGCUGCUGUUGCUUCAAACAAUACUCCCAUGUCAGGCUAUGCUAGCCCAUCAAACGCUGCUGGAAGAAUGUUGGCUAGAGAUAAUCCGCAAGUAGUAGGUGGUUCACCAAGUAAUAGAGUAUUACGUAGUCAAACCAAGGCCUCCCCUCUUCAAUCACAACAACAGCAAGUACCUUAUUUGAACAGCCCCACUGGAUUUCAUCAUGAUACCUCAGCAUCUUAUCUUCCAGAUGCCACUGAUGCCAACAACGUAGAUAAUUACAACAUGUUAAACUCAACAUCAGGUGAUCGUAAGCCUUCCUUGCAAUCUCCUUCAAAACCAUUUCACUUGAUGAAUUCUGCAAGACUCUAUAAUGAUUUCUAAUAUUUCUUUUAUGAUUGCGUCUAUCCUUUAUAUACACACAACAACGCCAACACACACAUAUUAUCUCUAUUGUCACUCAUUUAUCACAGAAAGAAAAAAUGAAAUAGAUGAACUGUUGUUACAAUUCCAUUCUUUUUAUGCAAUAAUAUUUCUCAAAUAAAAAAUUCAUACGAAACAAC